CGGCAGCAGGAGGAGGAGGAGGUGACCGGGCAGGGAGAGGAGCUGAUGGGUUCAGGAUCUCUCCUGGAGCCCCCGAAGUGUCUGGUGGAGACUCGGACACGCUCCCGCCUGUGCCACAAAGCGGGGCUCCCUGCGAGGAGCUCCCAGCCCGCGUGUGGCAGGCCCUGGUGCGUGUGUGACCCGCGGGCCCGCUCGGCUUUCGGGAGCGGCCACGCGGCUCUGGCCGUGCCGGCGGCUGCGGCGUGGGGCUGAUCCCUGGCACCGCCGGCCGCUUCGGCCAGCCUCUAGUUUUUUGCUGAGCCGUGCCCAGAAGAGGAGACAGUGCUGCACUGCCAGAAUCCCGACUGCGCCGGAGAGAGGAGGGCGGCCAAGGAAUGCCACCACGCAGAGUGCCGGCAGCUGAGCGGCAGCGGCCCCCUCAGCCUGUGUGAGCCCUGCGACGGCCGCCUCCAUGGCGCCAUGCACUUCGAUGGCCACAUCCGCUUGGACCUGCCCCCGCAAGGCUCUGUCCUGGCCCGCAACAUGUCGACACGUUCAUGCCCCCCGCGCACCAGCCCUGCCUCUGAUGUGGAGGAGGAGGAGGAGGGUCCAGCAGAGAGCAGAGGGGAGCGCAGGAGCUCAGCGCUGAAGCUGCCCAAGAAGAAGGCUUGGCGCAGGCACACGGACGACCCCAGCAAGGAGUGCUUCACCUUGAAGUUUGAUCUUAGCAUCGACAUCGAGGCAGAGAUAGUGCCAGCUGUGAAGAAGAAGUCGCUAGGGGAAGUGCUGCUGCCAGUCUUUGAGAGGAAGGCAAUCGAGCUGGGCAAAGUGGACAUCUACCUGGACCAGUCCCACACGCCGCUGUCCCUGCAGUUCGAGGCGUAUCGCUUUGGGGGACACUACCUGCGGGUGAAAGCCAAGCCCGGGGAUGAGCUGAAGGUGGAGCAGGCAGUGCGGGAUGCCAGGUCAGCCAGCCUGCCCAUCCUGCACCCUGCCAGCACUGCUGCAUUCCUUGGGCCAGUGCUGGAGCCACUGCCAGGACGCCGGGAGGGCACUGAGAGCCUGGCUCCGGGACGGCGAAGGAAGAACAUAACAGAGUUCCUGGGGGACACCAGCAUCCCCAGCCCUGAGCCAGCCCUGCACAGCAGCAGCUCUCUGCCCACCAAUGGCACCGACACCUGGAAGAACCGCGCUGCCAGCCGCUUCAGCGGCUUCUUCGGCUCCGGGACCAGCACGGGCUCCUUCGGGCGGGAGACUGAGAAGCUGGAGCAGCUGGUGAACAGGCUGCAUGCCUACAGCACCUUCGGGCUGCCCAAGCUGCCACCCCAGCUCCGCUUUGACCGCGACUCCUGGGAGGAGGAUGGGGAUGAGGCUGGGCUGACACUGGAGGACAGCUGGCAGCAGAUCAUCCAGGGCACAGAGGUCCUGUCACGCCGGCAGUGCCACCAGCAGGAAGCCAUCUGGGAGCUGCUGCACACAGAGGCCACCUACAUCCGGAACCUCAAAGUCAUCACUGAUCUCUUCCUCUCCUGCCUGGUGAACCUGCAGGAAUCAGGGCUGCUCUGUGAGGUGGAUGCUGAGCGGCUCUUCAGCAACAUUGGGGAGAUCAUCCGGCUGCACUGCAAGCUGUGGCGCAGCGUCAUGGCCUCAGUGCUGGCCAAGGCACGACAGACUGGGGCACUGCUUGACCCCAUUGACUUCCUUGAUGGCUUCAAGAUGUUCGGGUCCCUCUUCAAGCCCUACGUGCGGUAUUGCAUGGAGGAGGAGGGCUGCAUGGAGUACAUGCGGGCACUGCUGCGGGACAGCGAGCUCUUCCGCACCUAUGUGACGUGGGCCGAGAAGCAGGAGCAGUGCAGCCGCCUGAAGCUGAGCGACAUGCUGGUGAAACCUCACCAGCGCCUCACCAAGUACCCGCUGCUCCUCAAGUCUAUCCUGAAGAAGACGGAUGAGCCACGCGCCCGUGAUGCCAUCAACACCAUGAUCAGCUCUGUGGAACGCUUCAUCAACGACGUCAACUCGCGGAUGCGCCAGCGGCAGGAGCGGCAGCGCCUGGACGCCAUCCUGAGCCGGAUUGAUGCCUAUGAGGUGGUGGAGGGCAGCACAGACGAGGUGGACAAGCUGCUGAAGGAGUUCCUGCGGCUGGACCUGACGGCCCCCAUCCCCGGCACCUCCCCGGAGGACACCCGGCAGCUCCUCCUCGAGGGCAACCUGAAGAUGCGGGAAGGUAAAGACAGCAAGAUGGAUGUCUACUGCUUCCUCUUCACCGACCUCUUCCUCAUCACCAAGCCCUUCAAGAAGGCAGAGCGCACCAAGGUGAUCCGGCAGCCCUUGCUGGUGGACAGAGUAGUUUGCCGGGAACUCAGAGACCCAGGCUCCUUCCUCCUCAUCUACCUGAAUGAGCUGGGGAGUGCUGUGGCCGCCUACACCUUCCAGACCAAUGGGCAGUUGUGCCGCAGCUGGGUCGAGGCAGUACGCAAUGCCCAGAACCUGCUGCAGCGGCUGCGGCAGCGCCGGCGCAUGGAGGAGCAGGAGGAGGAGGAUGAGGAGGAUGAGGAGGACGACGGUGAGAGUGGCACCUCAGCUGCCAGUUCACCUACCAUCCUGCACCACAGCAGCGCCAGCCCAGACUCACAGCAGUGCCCGUCCGAUGGCUCCACUGAGACGCUUGCUGUGGGGGCAGCAGACGGGGGCGAUGAGCUCUCCUCCCCAGACUGGGACACAGGACCCUUCAGCUCAACCUCGGAUGGCUCCUCUAUCAGCACCAGCACCUCCAUCGGCACUGGCACCUCUGCUGAGACCCCCACCUCCGCCGAGAUCCCCACCCAGGAGCUGCCUGCAGGCGCCCUGCCGGUUCCCCUGCCCCAUGGCAUGGCCUCCCCAGGCAGCGGCUGCCGCUCGUCCUCCAUCGACAGCGCCUAUGGCACGCUCUCACCUGCCUCCCUGCGGGACUUCGUCCAGCAGCCAGAGGGCAUGGCCGAGGAGGGGCAGGAGCGCCCCUCCCUGGCCCCUCCUGCUCCACGGCCUGCCUCACCCCGGCUGCGCCGCCGGACACCCGUGCAGCUCCUGCCUUGCCCGGCUAGGGUGCUUAAGUCCAAGUCAGAGGCUAGCUUGCCCCAACUCCUGAGCCCCACUUCCCCAGGCCCCCUGAGCCAAAGCCGCAGCCUCUCUGACCUUUGUGCUGGUUCCCCCCGGACUAGCCAAGAUCCCGCACCUCUGGCUGCUCCUGGCAGCAGUGGCAGCUCCACAUCAGAGCUCUCAGAGCCAGAGGAGCCAGUGGAGAGCCCAGCAUCCCUCCCAGGGGAGCUCAGGCACGAUGCCCAACCUCCUGCCCGCCGGACCCUGUCAGAUCCGCAGUCGGCACAGCACCGCAAGCUGACACUGGCGCAGCUGUACCGGAUCCGGACCACGCUGCUGCUCAACUCCACGCUGACGGCCUCGGAGGUCUGAGAGCUGCUGGCGUGGAAAAGAACAGAUGCAUGGAUGUACCAAGGAGCUUCUCCUGCUUCUAACCGUAGCGUAAUGCCGGGGCCAGGAAGAGCGGGCACUGGGAUGCCACGCUGGUGGGGACAUGGAUGGGGAUGCAGACCAGUCCCCUUGGCGAGGAUGUGUCCUGGGCAUGGCGGUGUGGGGCUGGAGAUGGCACGUGGCUUGUGCUGAACCCCUUGUCCACAGACAUGAGAGUUGUCGGGCAGGGGGCCCUGGGGCUGUGGGGGGCUGUGGGAGACCGUGGGUCAGCUCCUGCAGGCGAGGAAGGGAUGAUGACGUCGGCAGUGGUGAGUGGGGAAGGUGCUGAGAGGGACGUGGUGCCGGUGGCACGGGGCUGUGAACAGUGCAGGGAGGAGGCUGGGGCUGGUGGCAGGAGAGGAUGGUGCAGGGCUGAGGCAGGUUUGCCCUGUGGGGUGGCAGUGGAUGGCAGCACCUGGGACUGGAGUGUGGGAGCCACGGUGGGACACGCGCGGUGGCCAGAGCCCCGGCUGCCCCCCCUAUGCUAAGCUGCACUCCACGUCCCAGUUGAGCAAUAAAACCAGCUGGUGCACGCUCA
Prinia subflava (tawny-flanked prinia) is the source of this 4021-nucleotide messenger RNA. RefSeq names its product pleckstrin homology and RhoGEF domain containing G5 (gene PLEKHG5). The transcript is spliced from 22 exons. The record is from RefSeq and is a predicted model, not a curated record. Bases 460 to 3426 code for a protein of 988 amino acids. NCBI's taxonomy places the organism in Eukaryota, Metazoa, Chordata, Aves, Passeriformes, Cisticolidae. Gene Ontology annotation, cellular component: axon; endocytic vesicle; plasma membrane. Gene Ontology annotation, biological process: endothelial cell migration; Rho protein signal transduction. Gene Ontology annotation, molecular function: guanyl-nucleotide exchange factor activity.